UCUGGUGCCUGAGGAUGAAGGAAACAGACUGUGACUGACUAUGUGGACCAUCUGGAUGAUCAUCUUCUGGAAUUCAACUGUCCUGAUCGGAGCUGUCCCACCUGUCUGUGACCUCCUGAGCAUCCUGAAAAAAGAGGAGGAAAAUUGUGCUGAGACUCUCUCCCUGGAGGCAAAGAACAGAACUCCUGAAAAUGAUCUGUUCUUCAGCUCGGGCACAUGCACUGGAAUGUGGGAUAACAUGAGCUGCUGGCCUUCGUCUGCUGUAGGACAGACUGUCAAUGCUCGCUGCUCUGAAUUCUUUCAGAUGCUGACUGGGAAAAUAGGUUUUGUCUACCGAAACUGUACAAGCAAGGGUUGGUCAGACCCAUAUCCAAGACCCGAUAUCGCCUGUGGCUACAAUAUCAAUGAUACAACCAACGAGGCAAGACGUUCCUAUUUCAUGACUCUGAAGACCAUGUACACUAUUGGAUACUGCACCUCCCUCGUGACGCUGACGAUAGCCUUAGCAGUCCUAGGCUCUUUUAGAAGACUUCGCUGUACAAGAAACUACAUUCACAUGCAUCUCUUCACUUCGUUCAUUUUGCGAGCCUCAUCCAACUUCAUCAAGGACGCUGUUUUGUUUUCCUCUGAAGACACGAAUUACUGUGGGGCAUAUACGGCUGGGUGUAAGCUCACCAUGGUCUUCUUUCAGUAUUGCAUCCUGUCUAACUACAGUUGGCUCCUCGUAGAGGGACUGUACCUCCACACUCUCCUGGUUAUUUCUUUCUUCUCGGAAAGGAAGUUCCUGUUGUGGUUCAUCGCCCUCGGAUGGGGUGCUCCCACUGUGUUUGUGGCUGCAUGGGCGACUGCUAGGCAACUCCAUGAAAAUAUUGGGUGUUGGGACAUUAAUACUGAUGCCAAUACCUGGUGGAUCAUUAGAGGCCCUGUAGUUUUGUCUAUUUUUAUUAAUUUCAUUCUUUUUGUCAACAUUUUAAGAAUCUUGAUGAGGAAGCUUAGCUCGCCUGAAGGACGGAGCAGUGAUUUCAAUCAAUACAAGAGACUUGCAAAGUCAACGCUUCUCCUCAUCCCUCUCUUUGGGGUCCAUUACAUCAUCUUCGCUUUUUUCCCUGAAGAUGCCAGCAGCGGCACAAUGGAAAUUCAGCUGUUUUUCGAAUUGGCUCUUGGAUCAUUCCAGGGAUUUGUCGUGGCUGUACUUUAUUGUUUUCUUAAUGGCGAGGUUCAGCUGGAAGUUCAGAGAAAAUGGAGGCAGUGGCAUUUAAACAAACACUUUCGUCAGCAUCUCAGCACCUCAGCAAGUAAUGGAGGAAGUGGCUUAACUCAAGAGAUGCAGAUGGUGAGGUCAAGCCCAUCAGAGCACAGGAGAGGAACCCUCCAAAGAUCAAGCGUGCUUUAAUGCUGUAUGCCUGGAGGAUACCUCCAUGCUCAGAUGCCCAUGGCUAAGUCCCAUGGUCCGUGCUGGGAGUCUUGUGUAUAUAUCUGAAAGUGAGACUUGGCUGUAGAUCAAUGGUUCUUGAAGCACAUCUGUUCAUCUAUAUCCUGUGUAGCACCAGAGUUAUUUUGCAAGGCAAAAUGGGCCAAAAGAUUAUGCUCUUCCUCGCAUUUCUGGCCACCACCAUUUGUCUUUCUUUCCACACCAGUAUUUUUCAGCUGCUGUUUCUACCUUUAAUGUGACUUUUUGUUUUCCAAAUGGCUCUCCAACAUGUUCCUGUCUAAACCAGGCUGCUGAGGAGGGUUUAGAUGUUAGAUUUAGAUGUUCUCUAUUUCUUCUGCUGUUGAAGCUGGGAGGACAUUCAGAUUUGUAUGAUGAAGGUUCUGUGCCAUCCUUUAACACAACUCAUAGAUUUGAAAUACAAAAUUAAUUCUUCCUUAAAAUUUACCAAGAUUCAAAAUCUUUCUGUUGUGGUGAUGGAUGAUGGACACUAAGAAUAUAAAGCAUGGCUGAGCAAAUGCUUCCUAUCCAGCUGCGUAUCCAUUGCUCAGGUAUGCUCCAGUGAUGGUGGCAGGUUCAGAGUUUUCUUCCUUUGCCUCUUCCAACAGUGGACAUCUCAGAAAUAACAUUGGUCCAAUUUGGAGUUUUGUAUGGUUUUUUUAAAUGGUAAUAAAAACCAUUAAAGAGUAUCCCAAGGGUGGCCAAGAAAACUCUAGUGUCUGUACUUCUGAGACUUUGCUACUAGCCUUUGAAGGGAAGCAAUGAAAACCCUUGGGACAUUUAAAUCUCAAUUGAAGUGGAUAGUACAAGGUAUCUUGUGAAAAACACCACCAUUGUGGCUAGCAAAA
Molecule: messenger RNA, 2277 nt
Organism: Cuculus canorus (common cuckoo)
Lineage: Eukaryota; Metazoa; Chordata; Aves; Cuculiformes; Cuculidae
Gene: SCTR
Product: secretin receptor
Exons: 13
Coding region: 41-1393 (450 amino acids)
Biological process (GO): brain development; adenylate cyclase-modulating G protein-coupled receptor signaling pathway; cell surface receptor signaling pathway
Cellular component (GO): plasma membrane
Molecular function (GO): G protein-coupled peptide receptor activity; secretin receptor activity; peptide hormone binding
Source: RefSeq, a predicted model, not a curated record